Balearica regulorum gibbericeps (East African grey crowned-crane) is the source of this 1551-nucleotide messenger RNA. The record is from RefSeq and is a predicted model, not a curated record. NCBI's taxonomy places the organism in Eukaryota, Metazoa, Chordata, Aves, Gruiformes, Gruidae.
CGCUAUCCAACUGACAAGGCAUACUUCAUAGCAAAGGAGAUUCUUGCUACAGAACGGACGUAUUUAAAGGACCUGGAAGUUAUUACAGUGUGGUUUCGCAGCGCAGUCAUCAAGGAGAACGCUAUGCCAGAGGGCCUGAUGACAUUACUCUUCUCUAACAUCGACCCGAUUUAUGAGUUUCAUCGAGGCUUUCUGAAAGAGAUUGAGCAAAGGCUGUCGCUCUGGGAAGGGAAAACCAAUGCUCAUGUGAAAGGAGAUUAUCAACGCAUUGGAGAUGUCAUGCUCAGGAAUAUGCAUACUCUAAAGGAGUUUACCAGUUAUCUGCAGAAACAUGACGAGGUCCUGACAGAACUGGAGAAAGCAACUAAACGCCUAAAGAAGCUGGAAGCGGUGUAUAAGGAGUUUGAGCUGCAGAAGGUUUGCUACCUGCCCCUCAACACGUUUCUGCUCAAGCCAAUCCAGAGACUGAUGCACUACAAGCUGAUCCUGGGGAGGCUUUGCAAGCACUACACGGCAGAGCACCGGGACUUUGCCGAUUGCCGGAAUGCGCUGAAGGAAGUCACAGAAAUGACAUCUCAGCUGCAGCACAGUCUCAUCCGCCUGGAGAAUUUCCAGAAGCUGACGGAGCUGCAGCACGACUUGAUCGGUAUCGAUAACUUGACGGCACCCGGGAGGGAAUUUAUCCGGGAAGGUUGCUUGUACAAGCUCACUAAGAAGGGUUUACAGCAGCGGAUGUUCUUUCUGUUCUCAGAUAUGUUACUCUACACAAGCAAAGGGGUUACAGGGACAAAUCAAUUCAAAAUUCAUGGACAUCUUCCUCUGCAUGGCAUGUUGGUGGAGGAGAGCGAAAACGAAUGGGCCGUCCCACACUGCUUCACCAUCUAUUCGGCACAAAAAACCAUAGUGGUGGCAGCAAGUACCCGCCUGGAGAUGGCGAAGUGGAUGGAAGACCUAAACAUGGCAAUUGAAAUGGCCAAGAAAUCUACUGAGAAAUCGGACACGCUUCUGGAGAACUCAGUAUGCAAUCGCUCCAACAGAUCCUCUGAUGAGGUCUCUCUAGAACAAGAGUCCGAAGAUGACAUACACUCUUCUCGUAGCUCCUUGGACAGGCAGAGCCACCACCGUGCCAACACAACCAUGCACGUGUGCUGGUACCGCAACACAAGCGUCUCCAUGACUGACCACAGUGUGGCCGUCGAGAACCAGCUCUCUGGAUACUUGCUGAGGAAGUUCAAGAACAGCAACGGCUGGCAGAAACUGUGGGUCGUCUUCACCAACUUCUGCUUGUUCUUCUACAAAACGCACCAGGAUGAUUAUCCCUUGGCCAGUCUCCCGCUGCUUGGCUACGCGGUCAGCUCCCCUGGAGAGGCAGACGGUAUUCAGAAGGAUUAUGUCUUCAAGCUGCAGUUCAAGUCCCAUGUGUAUUUCUUCAGGGCCGAGAGCAAAUACACCUUUGAGAGGUGGAUGGAGGUGAUCAAGAGAGCCACCAGCUCUCCGGCCAGGUCGAGCCUGCUGCUUCCGAAGGAUGAGAAGGACAGUCACACAGACUGA